Rhineura floridana is the source of this 7421-nucleotide messenger RNA. RefSeq names its product methyltransferase like 17 (gene METTL17). Gene Ontology annotation, molecular function: structural constituent of ribosome; methyltransferase activity. The transcript has 14 exons. Lineage: Eukaryota; Metazoa; Chordata; Lepidosauria; Squamata; Rhineuridae. Gene Ontology annotation, cellular component: mitochondrial small ribosomal subunit. Bases 106 to 1533 code for a protein of 475 amino acids. Gene Ontology annotation, biological process: translation. The record is from RefSeq and is a predicted model, not a curated record.
UCCGUGGGCCUGGGACCUUCCCAAGAUGGCCGCUGCAGUGUGCCUGCUGAGCCUACGUGAACGUCCUUGCGUCGGCGCGCUGAGUGGGGCGAUUCCCUUCUAAAGAUGGCGGCUGCAAGGCAUCUGGGGAAGGCAUGGAAUUUUUCUGCGGCCCCUAAUGCUUUCCUAACAUUUCGGGGUUUGUCUACUGUCAUUCCAAAGGUCUCGCAAGUAGAUAAUUCUUCUGAUUUCUUGGGAAAAGUUCCACACCGCAAGCACCCAGGCAUCCUUCACCUCAAAAGUGUUAGACUUCCACCUGAAUUGGUCAAAGUAGCUCACUUUCUGGUUGCUCAAUCUUCUAUGCGUAAUCUGGAGCAGCGGACCAAGGCCCUCACCAACUAUCUGUGGAGUCGCAAGCGCCCCAUGGAGACAGCAGAUCUGCGCAGGAAGGCCCAGAAGCUGGAGCAGAAGCUGAGGGAGGAGAACGAUGUGCUGAGCUCUCUGAAGGAAGAUAAUGAGAUGAAACUGCAGGAAAAGGUCGUCAGUGCCCUCCGUAAAACAACUUACCACUGGGAGGAGCUGAACUACAGUGACGAACUCAGCUUUGUAUACAUGGCAGCCCGGAUGGACGGUGUCUUUGCUGCUGUGUUCCGAGCUAUGCAUGAGAUCCAGAAGAGAGCCCCGGACUUUCAUCCACUCACUCUGCUGGAUUUUGGCUCGGGGACCGGUGCUGUCAGCUGGGCAGCCCACAGCAUCUGGGGCAAGACGAUCAAGGAAUACAUGAACAUCGACAGGUCAGCUUCAAUGCUGGCCUUGGCCGAGAGGCUGAUGAAGGGCAUUUCUGAGGACCAGGAUGUCUGCAUCCCAGGAGUUUAUUUUCGGCAGUUCCUCCCUGUCUCACCAAAGGUGAAAUUUGACCUUGUGGUAUCUGCUUUUUCGCUGAACGAUCUCUCCGAUUAUUCUCAAAGAGUGGAGACGGUGAAGACUCUCUGGAGAAAGACAGAUGGUUUUCUGGUUCUGGUAGAGAACGGGACCAAAGAAGGCCAUCAGAUGCUCAUGGAGGCCCGGGACAUUGUAUUACAGGGCACGGAUAAAGUAGUUCAUGAUCCCAGAGAGCCUUAUGUUUUUGCCCCGUGUCCGCACCACUUGCCCUGCCCUCGCUUGUCACCUGACCGUCCCCUGCCAUGUAACUUCAUCCAGGCGUUCGUCCCCCUGCCUUUCAGCUGGAACCCACCACAGAAACAAGAGAUAUUCUCUUACCUGAUCCUACGCAGAGGAUCGGGGGAAUUGGAGCAGCCCUGGCCUCGGGUCACCAAGCCUGUUCUUUGCCGACCCCGCCACAUCCAUGUCCACCUCUGCUGUGCUGAUGGCAGCCUCCAGCAUGCGGUUAUUACUCCUCGGAAACAUGGCAGGGAUCUUUACAGAUGUGCUCGGAACAGUCAGAGUGGAGACCGCCUCCCUGUUUUGAACCCGGAUAGCGAGCUGGACUUGGGAGAAGAGAGAGGCUAUAUGGCCCAAGAUCACAAAAAAAACAUGGAUAAAGAUCACAGUUGAUGAAGCUUUACAGAACCACCUUCCUCCUCUCACCGUGUCCCACAGCCUCUAAGAGGCAUCCUGUCUCAUAUUACACACACAAAUGCUGGCUGGCACUCCAGAAUCAAUGAGCUGGUUGGACUCAGUGGUGCCAUAGGCCACGUUUCCAGGCUCUCCUGCUUGAGAAAAUAGUUCUGUGAUUUUUACAGAGGGUUUCAGUAAGCCUCAGGCUGUUUGCACAAGGUGGGGGGUUGGUGUUAAAGCAUCUCGAAGCAGUUACUGCUCCUUGGAUAUGCACUGGGUGUGUAUUCAAUGUAGUUUUGUUUUGCCUUGCUUUGAUAUGUCCAGGUGCAAAUUUGUUCAUAUCAUGCAACGGGUCAUUUUAUACAAAUCCAUUAAUCGGGCACUUUGACUGUCUAUAUUCCCUGUGUGAGGUGAGCUGAUCGCACUCUUGAGUUUAAAAACAAAACACCAAGCUCUGUGUUGAAUCUGUUUCUGUCGGUAUACCAUUUCGUGUGUGUGGGUGUUGGGGAUGGAUUGAUGUUUGAAUUUCUCCCUGUUCUUGCUCUUCUGAAUUGUCAUACACAUGCUGAAGGUCCCCUGUAUUGGGAGAAGGGUAGCCCCAACCCUCUUCCUGGUUCUGUGUUUGUGCAGGGAAUGUCAUGUGAAGAAGCUUUCUGAAAGACCUCCCACACCCAGCUGCCAUGCAGAAUGAUAGAAGCCAGCAAUAAAUGCAUCACAGGGUGCUCCAGCUUAUCUAUUUCAGCUCUGAGCUCAGGUCCCUGUUUAAAAGGGCUAAAGGUAUCUUUCAGGGUAAUUAAACUCGCAAGCCCCAGUCCACCCCAGGGCCUAGUGGAGUUGGGGUGCCUGGAGAGUGUGGGGCAGUGGUAGAGAACCUGUAGUCCUCCAGAAGUUGGACUCCCAUCAGCCUCAGCCAGCAUGUCCAGUGGUUAGGGAUGAUGGGAGCUGUAGUCCUUCAACAUACAGCUCUAGGUUAGUGACCUUUGGGCUGGGAGGUGCUGCUUCUGAAGAUUGUGUUGGAGUUUUGUGCAGGUGAAUUGCUCUUCCUUUGGUACCUGGGCUGGUCUGAUUGGAUAAAGAAUGUCGAAACAAUGCAAGGGUUGUGAGUGGGAUGCGAUUCUAAACUGGAUUACUGGGGAUGAGCCCGAAACUAAGAGUUGGUAGAUCUUUAGUUACGAUCCAGUGCAGAAGGGUGUGAUCUUAACUUUUAAUCCCAGCUCCGGAAAAAGGAAGUAGAGAAUUAAAAUAGGGAUUGCUAGGGAGCAUGUACAGCAUGAUAAAAUUUCCCCCAAACCAAACUGCCAUUAAACCAUGUUUUUAAGGCUCUUCUAAAAGCAAGCAAAGAGGGUUCCAUAUUUAUUUCCUUGUGAUAGUUAUUCCACAGGUGGUGGGGGGGUGCCAUAGGCUGCUGACCUUGAAAGGUCUCACCAGUGGACCAGAUAAGAGUGUCUUGGGUGCCAAACUUAAAGCACAAGUAGCCACAUAUGAACAUAGAUAGUCCUUGAGAUAUCUGUGCCCAAAGCAUUUAGCAUUUUUGAAGUUUUGGGGAUGGAUACAGGGGCCUUGCAAAGAAGACUGGAUACUUGCUGUAGUUGUGGUUUUCCAUAACCAAUUUAAAAAGAAAAAUCUUAAGGCAAUUUAAGCAGUUAUUAACUGUAUGCCUUGGAGGAUACUGGCAUUAGGCACAAAAUUCAUCAUCCUGAACAAUAUUGAGGUUUUGGAAUAGUGGGUUUCUAGAUCGUAAGGGUACAAAGCAUGGUGAAUUCUGAUAUGCUAAAGGGGGGUUGCGGGUGAGAGAGAGAAUAUUCAGUAUGUGACCUAGAGGGAAAGGAGUUGAUCUGCAGACUUUCCAAUGGUAACAGGACUGGGAGGCAAUAUCUUAGAUAAUUUUGGGUGCUUCCAGAUGAUGGUCUCUUAGGGUAUUGCCUGAAAGCACUGCCUUGCUGAAAUGAAGCAGAACUGGGUCUAGUCAGUGCCUGGAUGAGUCAUUGCCUUGGAACCAUGCAUAUGCUGCCUUGGGUUCCAUGAUGGAAGAAAAGUGGAAUAUAAAUGAAAUCUUUUGUUGCUACUUGUCCAAUCCAGUUUGUCAGUACUUCCUGUCACAGAGGGAUUUGCUUUUUCUAAUGAUAAACACAUACUUUGCUUCCAAGAGUCCCCCAAGGCUCCAUAGCAAGUAGGGCCUACUGAAGUCUUUAUAAAGGAUGCCCAGGAUUGCAGCCUGACUUAUCUGUGUCCCAAUCAUUUGGUCUGUCAAACCCUCUCCCUUUAAAAAAAAAAUGCCCUGAAGCAAAGCACGAGAUAAUUGUGCAUGACAUCUGAAGCAACAACUUCCCACAAAGUGCCUUUGCUGCCUGGGUUGAUUCCCAUCUUUGACUGCAUCCGAUUCAAGCAGCUAGAAUUCUUCUUGGUCCUGGCAGCUAUUGUCAUCUGGGGAAGUUCCAAAUUCUACCAGAAGAGUUGGACUGCAGUGCUAGGCCCACAUUGAGAUCCACUAAAAUCUUGGGGGGUUUCAUUUUCGGUGCAGAAUGAUCUAAGAAAGAGGUUCUCAAACUAGUCCAGGGACCUGAACGUUCAGCUGGUCCAUGAAAAAAGUCGCAGAACAAUUUAGGAUAUCAGGACUUGUAUUAGCAUCCCAACCAAUAAGGGAGCUGAAUUGUUUCAUGGGAAAGCUACAUCUUCCAGAGUUACUGGCCCCGGCAUACUAACAUACCAGGAUGGAGGGAAGCCACCAGAUCUUGGGACUACCUCUGUAGUGAGGAAAAUGACUUGUAGCUUGGCAGCAGUAAGUACGAUUGGCGAUCGAAAGCUCCAUGGUUCAAUCCUCUGCAUUCGAACUAGGAAUGACCCUUCUCUGAAACCCUGCAGAACCCCUGCCAGGAAGUAUAAACAAUACUGAGCUAGAUGAGCCCAUUUUUUCCUGGCAUAGUAUAAAGCAUUUUACUAUGUGGUGUAGUGGUUAGAGUGUUGGACUACGACCUGGAGACCGGGGUUCGAAUCCCCACACAGCCAUGAAGCUCACUGAGUGACCUUGGGCCAGUCACUUCCUCUCAGCCUCAUGAAAACUGCCGUUAAGUCGAAAUUGACUUGAAGGCAGUACAUUUACAUUUUAUGUUCCAGAAUGGGAAAGGGGCAAUGUGUGAUUAAUUCUUUUCCCUGUUGGAUUGUGAUUCAGCCCAGAGAAGUUGGAAAGGGGGGAGAGAUAGUGAGCGUGGGGAUGGGUAUUCAGAGGUAUUCUGAAUUGCCUGCCCCCCUUUGGAAUUUUGUCAACACAUCUCUGGUCUGAAAGCAUAUGAUGCAGUAGCUUCAGUGGUGCAGAGCAGGUUUGAGACUAGUUGGAGCCCAGCAAAAAGGCCACCAUGUAAGAAAGAUAUACAAUGUAAUAAAUUUGGGUUGCUUUUAUAAAUUCUACCUCUGUUGGAUUCCUCCCUGGAUUUUGAGUUUCCGCUUUACUGAAUAGGCUGACUGGAUCAGUGUUGGAAUCCUCGAUUCUUCCAGUCGUGUAAUAUAUUCUUGCCCCUCGCUGGAUCAUCGCCUUGUAGUGGUGAGUGGGCUUGUGUGUUCCAGUGAACCCUGUGAGCGAUGCCGUCGGGAGUCAUGUACUCCCAGCAGGGUCGCCCAUGGCGGUAAGGUCAAGGGAGAGGAACCAGACAAAGAACGAUCCAAGAAAGUCCUCAACGGCAGAACAGGCAGGGGAUAACAAUGUAUAUGUUACAACGGUUGUGAAGGCAGAUGAAGGCUGCAGCAGAUAAAAGACUUCCAAUCGUCAUGGUAUCCAUGCCAUUGGAUCAAAGCCUUUUUUCUGUCAAGAUUGUGUGUUGAUUGUCGUGCACCGAUUUCCCCACAUAAAACAAAUUCAUGCACAGGCAUCUUCCGACCAAAACAAAACAAAAGCCCCAUGGCGAUUGGCAAAUGGCGAUUUCUCCAUCUGGAAACCUAUGUCCUCACUAUGUCCAGAAUUGGCCUCCACAGUCACUUAUGGACCCACUGUUAAAGACAUUACCCUGGAAGACAAUCAUACUUGGCCAUGAGUGAUCACCAAUGAAUGAAUUUUAUAUUACUUCUUGGUAUUAUGCAGUUAGUGAAAGCAGGAAGAAUUUUAAAAAUAUGAAGGUGCUGGGUAUUGGCAAUUAAGCGGAGGGACCUGUGGUCCUCCAGAUGUUGCUGAAUGACAAGUCCCAUGAUGCCUGACCAUUGGCUAUGCCAGCUGGGGCUGAUGGGAAUUGGGACUCCAUCAACAUAUAGAAGGUCCCAGGCUCCCCACCCAUGAAUUAACCAAAGGGGGGCAGGGAAGGGAAAUGAUCACUCAGUGCUAAAAAUUGCUGCUUUCCAGGGUAAUUUUUAAAUAGCCCAAAGCGUGUCCCUGUUUCAGGCCAUGAAACCUGGGCUUGUGAUUUUUAAUAAAUAAAUCUCCAUUCAGGAUCACAACUGCCUUUCAGCAAGAAGGUAUGGGGGAAGGGGGAAGCCCCUAAUGCUUUAAGCAAAUUGAUCGGGGCUGUGCUUUCUUUAGCAAUGGAUCAGGGUGCAUGUGUACAUUCUGUUCUGAAAUCCACAAUUCCUGAAUGAAAAAAAUAAAGCAGAGCUGGGAGAAUUCACAUACAGUAUCUCUAAAACUCCCAAGAAAGGGUCUGUGAUUGCAACCCUAAUCUUGCUACUGGUGUUGUCAUGAGCCAAGAACUUUUGUGUGAAAAGCAGAUGCUGUAAGUUGUGUUUUUUUUUGUAGUUUCCUUGGAUGUGAACAGUGGAGAAGGCCUGCUCUGUUGGGUGUUUUCUUUUAAAAAAACAACUGUGGAGUAAUAAGGAAAUGAAUGUAGCAAUCAAAGGACUUAUUUAUUUGUUCCCAAUUAAAUACAGAUGCCUGGGCUGUGAAAGCAAAUGCUCUUGGGUGUGGCUCCAUCCAGCCUGCCAAACCAGUGUUGGGGCUGGAUGUCAAAGGAACCCAGGUAGGAUUUUAGGUUAGUUAGUUGCACAGUCAGAGUAGAAAGGGUUUUAUAAAUAAAUAAAUAAAUUGUUGUGAGUAUCUUGAAUAUAUUGCUUACUAUGUAUUAGUCGCAAUAGGAUCCUAUUUGAUCUAGAGAGCUUCUUGUAGUUCUGUCCAUCAAAAAGGAAUGGGCUGAAUCCCAUAUGGUUGACUGCUGGCAUGAUUCAGAACAAUGAAAAGUGGAGAAGGAAAGGGUUAAAGGAUGGUGUUAAAUGACUGAAUAAGUAUAUAUAGCAUUUCACUUUUGUGUGUGUGUUGCUAUUGUUUGUUAGUGCUGCUGUAGUGUGGAUGGUUGGAUGUGCUGUUUUAAUUUUCUCAUUUAUUUAUUUAUUGUAUUUAUAUCCCCCCCCCCCAUAGCCGAAGCUCUCUGGGUGGUUUACAGUAACUAAGUUCUGAGCGAUUUACUUUUUGUAUAAUUGAUGGCCCUUGGCUAACUAAUAAAGACUAUAUAUUAGCCCCUAAAUGAGAGUUAUAAGAACAUAACAACAACAUCCUGCUGGAUCAGGUCAGUGUCCCAUUCAGUCCAGCAUCUUGUUUUCAUAGUGGCCAACCAGAUGUAAAUGGGAGUCUGGCAAGUAGGGCCUGAAUGCAACAGCGCUCCCUCCUGCAGUUUCCAGCAACAGGUAUUUGGAAGCAUACAGUAGGGUCCCGCUUAUACUGCAGGUUAGGGACCAGGCCCCUGCCAUAAAGCGGAAAUUGCCGUAAAGCGGAACCCAUUGACUAUAAUGGGUUGCUUCGUGCGAAAAUGACUCAAAAUGCUGCAAAAUGGCAAAAUCGGCUUUAAAACGGGGAAUUUCCCCUGAUUGAAAGCCACUGCAUCAGCCGAACGCCGUAAAGCAGAACACCGUAAAGCGGGGCCCUACUGUACUGCUUCUGACUGUGGUUUCAGAGCAUAGCCAUCAUAGCCUAG